This is a messenger RNA of Epinephelus moara (kelp grouper), 1458 nucleotides long. RefSeq names its product sphingosine-1-phosphate phosphatase 2 (gene sgpp2). The transcript is spliced from 5 exons. Gene Ontology annotation, molecular function: sphingosine-1-phosphate phosphatase activity. Lineage: Eukaryota; Metazoa; Chordata; Actinopteri; Perciformes; Serranidae. Gene Ontology annotation, cellular component: endoplasmic reticulum membrane. The coding region runs from base 65 to 1258 and encodes 397 amino acids. The record is from RefSeq and is a predicted model, not a curated record. Gene Ontology annotation, biological process: phospholipid dephosphorylation; sphingosine metabolic process.
UUUCCCCUUCAGUUACUUCUCCUGCUCAGAGAAUCCACAUCAACCUGCUCCUCUUCCACCUAACAUGCUGGAGCUCCUGGCGUACCUCCACGACUCGGAGCUCGUGGCCCAGUUCCAGAGACGAUGCGGACUCUUCCUAGUCGACGCCGCGCAUCACAGCAAAGAGAGGACGCGCGCUCCGACUGGAACCCCAGUCCAAGCAGAUGAACCACGUGGGCAGCUGAAGGGAAGAUGGGACCACCAGGAUAAGAACUCAAACUAUCAAUACAAGGAGAAUGGUGGCUGCAGCAGGCCUCAGUACGAGGUGAGGAACCACCUGUUGCACUUCCUCUUCCUGCUCUCUGCAGGCCUGGGCCAUGAAAUCUUCUACAUCACCUGCCUGCCGUGCAUACACUGGAACCUGGACCCGUUCCUGUGCCGACGCCUCGUCAACAUGUGGACCCUGGUGAUGUACAUCGGCCAGUUGAUGAAGGAUGUGCUGAAGCUGCCUCGCCCUCUCUCCCCCCCUGUGGUCAAGCUGGAGACGCGCGUUGAUGCAGAGUACGGGCUGCCCUCCACCCACGCCAUGGCCGCCACCGCCAUCUCCUUCACGGUUUUACUGAGUGCUCAGCCCAGGAUUCAGUUCCAGUUCGAGGUGGGUUUGCUGAUCGCACUGACACUGUCGUCUUUGGUGUGUCUGAGCCGCCUCUACACUGGCAUGCACUCAGUUUUGGAUGUGAUCUGUGGUGCUUUGAUCUCAGCCAUCAUCUUGUUCCUCACUUACCCAUACUGGGAAACCUUCGACAACUUCCAGCUCAGGAGCAGCAUCUCCCCCGUCGUGGCAUUGUCUCUGCUCCUCUUCCUCAGCUACACGUACCCAGAGCUGGACCAUUACAGCCCCACGCGGGGGGAUACGACCACCAUUCUCGGGGUCGGGGCCGGGUGCUCUGUGGGAUACUGGGUGAAUGAGCAGCUGGGGGAGACUUUUGAGCCCAAGGGGGUGCUUCCUGUACCCCUACCCACACUGACGCUGACUGUCCUGGCACUGGGUGCUGCUCGCUUCGUGGUGGGAGUUGUAGCCUUAGUGGGAACUCGGCAGGUGGUGAAGACACUGAGCCUGCAGGUGUUGCACGCAUGGUACAGAGUGCCAAAAAGUGACGACAGUGCCAGGAGGAAGCGAGAGAUCGAGGUGCCGUAUAAGUUUGUCACAUACACAGCUGUUGGACUUGUUAAUUCGAUACUGGUCAAUAGAGUCUUCAUUCUACUGGGGAUACUAUGACCUAUUAACACAAGACUGAUGUAUAAAUGACCUGAACUGAACAAUUUACCUCAUAUUUAUUUCACUGUGUAUCAAAUGACCUUUUUUUUUACAUGUUAACUUUCUUACACAAGAAGCUUUUGCCGGGCAUAAUUCACAAGAGUGUACUUGUAACUAAGCUGAAAGCAAAUAAAAUGUUUUGCUCACGUAGCAAUGAAGUU